Molecule: messenger RNA, 4050 nt
Organism: Dicentrarchus labrax (European seabass)
Lineage: Eukaryota; Metazoa; Chordata; Actinopteri; Moronidae
Gene: tmprss15
Product: transmembrane serine protease 15
Exons: 24
Coding region: 158-2827 (889 amino acids)
Biological process (GO): proteolysis
Cellular component (GO): membrane
Molecular function (GO): protein binding; serine-type endopeptidase activity
Source: RefSeq, a predicted model, not a curated record
UUAGUAUUAUGGUUAUUAUUAUUAUUGGUAGUAGUAGUUGUAGUAGUAGUAGUAGUAUUGUUAUUAUUAUUAGUUGUAUUAGUAUUAUUAUUAGUAAUAGUGUCAUAUACUAUAGUAUUACUGCUCUGUGCAUUUUAUUAGGAGUGCUCCAGGACGAAUGAGGACGUGUCACCUGUCAGCUGUCACUAUGGCUCGCGCUCUGUCGUCUCUGGAGUUGCUCCUCGCCGUUGUGUCAUCUCUUCUUCUGCUGUGUUGUGUCGGACUGAUCGUGGUUUCUUGGAUCAGCCUGAAGCCUGAAGGUGCUGUGGAGCCGGCGGUACUGAGCGGUCGGAUGGUGAUCACAGAGGGAGCAGUGUUCUCUGAAGAGCUCAACAACUCAAGCAGUCUGAACUUUAAAUCUCUGGCCUUUGACGUCCAAAGCCUGGUCUCUGAGGCGUUCAGUCACAGUGAGCUCCAGCGUCUCUUCAAGUCCUGUCAGGUUUUAUCUUUCAGUCAGGGCAGUGUGGUGGUGAACUUUGAUGUCUCGUUCAAUCAGCUGAUUGAUGUAAAGGAGGUGGAGCAGCAGCUGGGGGCGGGGCUUCAGGAGGCCGGACCCACGGGAUUGAUGAUUGACAGGAACAGCAUCCAGAUCACAGACAAACAAGACGAGACGACAGCUGCACCGACCACUGCACCGACCGCUGCACCAACCACCACAACGACAGCCGCACCACCAACCGACGAGCGGAAGCUGACCUGUACCUUUGAGCAGGGCAUGUGUCUGUGGAGGCAGCAGCAGGACGAGGACGAUGGAGACUGGAUUCGAACCUAUGGCUCCACGUUUCCUCCACUGAGCGGCCCGAGUGUCGACCACACGCUGGGAAACAGCUCCGGUUUCUACAUUGUCACUCCGAUGAGUCCCGGCCAAUGGCUGAAGAGCUUCAGGAUCUACAGCCUCCCUCUGACUCCACACACUGAGCCCAUGUGUCUGAGCUUCUGGUAUCACAUGUUCGGAGAGGACGUCCACCAGCUCAGAGUCCUACUGCUCCAACCGUCUCCCGCCGUUACCGUGGCGUUCCAGAGAGACGGUAACUAUGGUGACAACUGGAACUAUGGCCAGCUGACCCUCAACCUGACGACAGAGACCAAGGUAGUGUUUGAAGCUCUGAAGGAAGGAGGGACGAGGAACGACAUUGCGCUGGAUGACAUCACACUGACCUCUGAUUCCUGUGGACCCGCCCCCCCUGAGCCAACCAAUGUACCGCCUCCAACGACCACACCCCCUGUACCAGCCGACUGUGGAGGACCCUUUGACCUCUGGGAGCCAAACUCCACCUUCAGCUCCCCAAAUUACCCACAAUCCUAUGGGAACAAGGCUAAAUGUCUGUGGACUCUCCACACCAGCGAGGGUCAGAACAUCCAGCUCCACUUCCUAGACUUUGAUGUUGAAGCAACCUAUGACGUCGUAGAGGUGCGGGAUGGGGCGGGGCCAAACUCCACCUUACUGGCUGUCCUCACUGGCAGCGACGGCCCCACCAAAGAUCUGUUCUCAACAACCAAUCAAAUCUCAGUCUGGUUCUUUACGGACAGCUCAGGUCACGGCCGAGGAUUCAAAGCCAACUUCACUUCCGGGGUCAACCUGGGGUCACCAGCUCCGUGUGCAGUCAGUCAGUUCCAGUGUCGGACAGGAAGUUGUAUCCAUGGUAACGGUCAGUGUGACGGUGAGGUCGACUGUCCCGACGCCUCCGACGAAGCCGACUGUGUUAUGAUGCAUGUGAACGGUUCCAGUCGUCUCCAGUUCCAAAUAGUUUCCUCUCUGUUUACCGUGUGUGCUGACACCUGGAACACUCACCUGUCUGUCUUCACCUGUCAGUACCUGGGAUACAGGUCUGGGAAAGCCACGUUGCUGCCAGCUCUGCCCCAAGAUUCUCCAUUUACAACCUUCACAGUCUCCAACGGGACCCUGGAGACUAGUAUCAGUAAAACGUGCAACAGCAAGAAAGUGGUUUCUCUGAGCUGUGACAACCAACCUUGUGGAGUCCAGCAACUCAUUAAUGAUACAAGCGAGAUGGACCAAUUGGAGAACACGAUACCAGGUCAAGGUGUGGUCAGAGUGGUGGGCGGAGUUAAUGCAGUUAAGGGGGCAUGGCCAUGGAUGGUGUCUUUGCAUUGGAGAGGGCGUCAUUUGUGUGGAGCCUUGCUGAUUGGAAGAGAUUGGCUGCUGACUGCAGCGCACUGCGUCUAUGGGAAGAACGUCCACCUCCAGUCUUGGUCGGCUGUUUUGGGUCUUCACUCUCAAAGUGACAUGAACUCUUUGGACGUUCAGACCCGACAAGUCGAUCGCAUCGUCAUCAACAGACAGUACAACAGACAAACUAAACAGGGUGACAUCGCCAUGAUGCAUCUGCAGCAGCCAAUCAACUUCACCCAGUCCAUCCAGCCGGUGUGUUUACCUGCUGAAGGUCAGAAUUUCGCUGCAGGAAGAAAAUGUUUCAUUGCUGGAUGGGGACGAGAUGCUGAGCAGGGUUUUCUCCCCGAUGUUCUACAGGAGGCCCAAGUUCCUCUAGUGGAUCAGGAUCAGUGUCAGCUGCAGUUACCUGAGUACACCAUCACCUCCAGCAUGCUGUGUGCAGGAUUCCCAGAGGGAGGAGUCGACACCUGUCAGGGCGACUCUGGAGGUCCGCUAAUGUGUCUGCAAGAUGGACACUGGACUGUGAUUGGUGUGACAUCAUUCGGGAUUGGCUGUGGACGUCCUCAGAGACCUUCAGUCUACGCCAGAGUCUCUGCCUUCACGUCCUGGAUCGCCCAGACCAGACGCUCCUCCACCUCCUCCUCCUCCUCCUUCUGAUGAUGAAGAUGAAGUUGCUUCCUGUGUUUGAUUCUUUUAAUAAAAUAUUGAAUGAAAGCAGUUGAUUCCUCUCAGUAAUAAUCAUUUCAUUAUCUGUGAUUCAGUAAAAACAAAAGUAUCUGAUAAUGAAGUAAAAGAAUAAAUCGUGUUUUAUAUCAAAUGUUUUUACUUGAGGUCAUAUUUUUAUAUAUGUAUAUCUUUGAAUUGGAGCACACCUUGAUAAAGAGAUAGAGAUCAGCCAUAACUUUAUAACCACCAGGGUGUGCUGACUGUCAGCAGCACCGACUCCAGAUCUGAAUUAAAUAACAAAGUUAAUGAUUGAAAGCAGUGAAUUCUGGGAUUUUACUGGCAGAGGUAUGGAUCGGCAGAUCAAUAUGUAGUUUAACUUGUUAACCUAUAAAGCUCUUCAUGGUCAGGCCCCUUCAUAUCUUAAAGAGCUCAUAGUACCCUAUUACCCCACUAGAACACUACGUUCUCUGAAUGCUGGGCUACUUGUGGUUCCUAUAGUCUCUAAAAGUAGAACAGGAGCCAGAGCCUUCAGUUACCAAGCUCCUCUCCUGUGGAACCAGCUUCCAGUUGUGGUUCUGGAGGCAGACACCCUCACCACAUUCAAGAGUAGGCUUAAGACAUUCCUCUUUGAUAAAGCUUAUAGUUAGGGCUGGAUCAGGUGAGUCCUGAACCAUCCCUUAGUUAUGCUGCUAUAGGCCUAGACUAUCGGGGGAUUUCCCAUGGUGCACUGAGCUCCUCUCUUCCUCUCUCUUUCUGCACUCAUUCAUGUUCCAUUAAUGCAUGUUACUAACUUCACUUCUUCCCCGGAGUUCUUGUGCUUUCUCGUCUCGCAGGUUCUCAUGGAUCCUGGUGGAGCCUCCUGCCAUGGUCCUGCUUGACUGUGCAUCUGUCUGCCUCUCUGCCUCUCUCUCUCUCUCUCUCUCUCUCUCUCUCUCACCCUCUCUCUCUCUGUCUCUCUCUCUCUCUCUCUCUCACCCCAACUGGUCGAGACAGACGACCACCCACCUAGAGCCGGAGGAUCUGUCCUAGGUUUCUGCCUUUUAACAGGCAGUUUUUCCUUGCCCUUGUCUCCAAGGUCUUGCUCAUGGUGGUACUGUUGGGUCUCUGUAAUUAAUGUUAAAGAGUUCGGUCUAGACCUGCUCUAUUUGAAAAGUGUCCUGAGAUAACUUCUGUUAUGAAUUGGCGCUAUACAAAUAAAAUUGAAUUGAAUUGAA